Molecule: messenger RNA, 2418 nt
Organism: Colletotrichum acutatum
Lineage: Eukaryota; Fungi; Ascomycota; Sordariomycetes; Glomerellales; Glomerellaceae
Exons: 4
Coding region: 55-2367 (770 amino acids)
Biological process (GO): peptidyl-serine phosphorylation; peptidyl-threonine phosphorylation
Molecular function (GO): ATP binding; protein serine/threonine kinase activity
Source: RefSeq, a predicted model, not a curated record
UGCAGCAAUGACCGAGAACGUAAAGUGUUCCGAGGCUCGUUGAAGCGUCAGGCUAUGAUUAGCCGACUUAUAUUCAGCCCUUCCAGACCUUCCAGAUCAACACAUGCGAGGCUUACUAGUCCCCAGGACGACGAGUUAGCUUUCGAAUGUGAGAUUUGGCGAAUGCACAGCGUGAUGAACGUCAGACAAAUAUUCGCCGGUCUAAUUUGCGGUGUAUCCUCCGAGGCAGAAACAAAGACAUCUUUUGAUUCUGACGAGAACUCAGUUGAAAAGGACGAUCCUACCCCGAUCUUACCUCUUCGUCGAGCUUGGACGACAGGAUCUUCUCCAGCAACCCAAGUCACCAAGAAGUCAAGUCACCCAAGAAGACAUACGUUCUCUCACAAUUCCAUCAAAGCAAGCCAGCAACGACGGUCUUCGCCUCUGAUCCCCCUCACUCUUUGGCGCCGCAAAAGCAACAAUAAGACCACAAUGAGCUCUCUCUCGGAUCUCCAAGAACUCCUGAAGGAAGCGGCAGUCGAUGUACGCAACGAUAGUGACGAUAUGACGUACACCUGGGUUCCAAUCUCGCGUAUUCACGAGAUUCUUGCCGACCAUGAUGCUGUUGUCAAAGCAUUUCAAGACGAAAAUUUCGAAAUCGGGCGGGAGAUGAAGAGCUUCAUGUUCGAUAAGGCGAAGACUCUCGUCGCUGUUCUCAUUCGUCGUGGUCGCCACAAGUGGCUCAGUUUCUUCCAUGGCGGUAGCUUUGAUAAUAAGUGCUUCCCCAUCAACUUCGAGAGCGUCAAAAUCGACAAAUCUUGUCAGAAGUGGACCGUAGCGUCAUAUAAGUCAAACCAGUCAAUCAAGUCCGUCAGCUUUAAAGUUACCGCCAAUGAAGUUGACGGAAUCAGCAAGAAAGACGACGACGAGCUCGCAAACUUCUGCAAACAGUAUCAGUGGGAAUUCUUUGUGCCAGUGUUCGCCCCUAACGAGCCAGCCCAUGUUUUUGAUCCUCGCUGCCCAAUGCCCUUCGUCAAAGAAUUCGAGCCUUAUGCGACCAACUUCAGCAUCGUCAGGCAUUUUGUCAUUCACCGAAGCCAUCUCAACUUCCCCCGGGAUGAUCAGAUUGGUACAAUUGUUGACGCUGAAGAUAACCCUCAUGUUGCCGUCAAAGAAUUGUUGUCUGCGCAAGGUUUAACAGCAGACAAGUUUCAGGAUCUCGCUGAGAAUGAGGCUACCAUCUUGGCACGUCUACGAAACCAGAACCACCCACAUUUCAUUCGAGCGAUUGCUAGCUUCACCCAAGGAAAUCGGCAUUUCUUCGUUUUUCCAUGGGCCAGAGGUGGCAACCUGCGCAAUUUCUGGAAACUGCAACCUAGUUUGAGCGCUGCAUCGGAUGAUAUCAGCAUACAGGAUUGGAACAACUACUUGUAUUGGUUUUUCGAGCAGCUGCUCGGCCUGGCAAGCGCUGUGAAGAAUCUUCAUCAUCCCGAAAACGACCAACAUAAGUAUUGCAGGCAUGGCGACCUGAAGCCGGAGAACAUUUUGUGUUUCAGCAAGAAGGAAGAUGACAUUGGCAAAGGGAAGAUUCCUACAGGCGUGCGGCUGGUUGUCGCUGAUGCUGGACAUGCCAAAGUACACGAGGAAGCCACUGAGAUCCGAGGUUCCCCAACAACCACACCCAAAGGCACGAUCAUGUACUCGCCCCCAGAGGCGGACAUUAAACAAGCCAGAACAAGGCGAUACGACAUCUGGUCCAUCGGCUGUUUGUAUCUUGAGUCCCUCAUAUGGAUGAUGUAUGGCUACGAUGCACUAAAGUCUUUUCAUCUAGAUGUUGGACCUGGAGAGCCUUACUUCGUCAAAGGUCCGCCCGCCGAACUCAAAGUCGUGGUGAAAGAAUGGAUCAAAACGAUCAAAGACGAUCCCCGCUGCGCUCCUGUCGAGAAGACUGCUGUCGGCCGUCUGAUCAGUUUGAUCGAAGAAAGGAUGCUGGUUGUACGAGUCACAAGAAGAGAUAUAGGCAAUCAGCAGCCGACAAGUCUCAACGUGAUUGUUAGAAGACCUACGCAACCGCUAGAUUCGGAUGCUUCUGCAAGGGAAAACCCUGAACGAGCCGAUGCCAAGGAAGUCUACGAGAAGAUGAAGAGCAUAUUCGAUGCCGGCGAGCAGAAUGAUCUGAUAUGGAUGAUUCGGGAUGCGAAAGCUUCAGCACGUGGGCCGCCGACCAUCACCAGGGGUCUUGCUCCUGGCGACAGCAGGAGACCUCCAAGAACACGUGAGUCUCUUGAAAACAUAACAGAAAUUAGCGACGUAAGUCUGCAGAAGCAAUGGCGUGAAAGAUGUCCAUUAGGUGACGCGACUGACGCGUUAUUGAUUGAGCAAAAAUAGAGAUAUGUGAGUGAGCCUUCCAAAGCAGCAUGGUCACCACCAAGCUGACAA